Pelmatolapia mariae (spotted tilapia) is the source of this 588-nucleotide messenger RNA. Its product is annotated as claudin-9-like. Gene Ontology annotation, cellular component: plasma membrane; bicellular tight junction. The record is from RefSeq and is a predicted model, not a curated record. Gene Ontology annotation, molecular function: structural molecule activity. NCBI's taxonomy places the organism in Eukaryota, Metazoa, Chordata, Actinopteri, Cichliformes, Cichlidae. The coding region runs from base 1 to 588 and encodes 195 amino acids. Gene Ontology annotation, biological process: cell adhesion; bicellular tight junction assembly. The transcript has a single exon.
AUGACGGCUGGUGUAAGACACCUUCUAGGCUUGACCUUGGCCAUCGUCAGCUUUGUGGGGACCAUUGUCAUCUGUGCACUUCCACAGUGGAGAGUCACAAAAAUCUUCCAGCAAUCGAGCAUUUUUGAUUCCCAGGUGCUCACUGAAGGUUUGUGGAAAGUCUGUAGUACCUUUAGUGCACAGAUUGUGGAGUGCAAAGAGUAUGAGAAAACACUUCUGCCUAUAAGUCAAGACCUGGAGGUUGCUAGAGCGCUCAUUGUCAUUGCCAUUAUCGUUGGUGUCUUUGGGAUCCUGCUUGGUGCUGCUGGGAGCAAAUUCAUCAACUUUGUGCCAGACGAAAGGAAAAGGAGUAAAAUAGCUAUGGCUUCUGGAGUUGUUUGUCUCAUUGCAGGCAUCUUUGUGCUAAUACCAAUCUGCUGGACCACCACCACCACCGCCACCAUCCAGAAUAAUUUCAACCACUUUCUGCCUCAUGGCACUCUGGAACUGGGAGCCUCGCUUUAUAUUGGCUGGAUCACCACAGCACUUCUGUUCCUGGGAGGAGGCCUUCUCUGCAGCUCUUUCAUCUGCCAAGAUGGAACUGACUAA